AUGAAUGAGACCAAGGGCAUCGCAGAUUCAAAGCAUGACCUCGAGGCGCUCAAUCGGUUUACCUCAGGUCGUUGGCUUUGGAACGAGCGACAGCAACUUGCCUGUCGCUCUGUCAAGUUCGAUCUCUCAACGCUUUUGCGACUAGCUGCCUCUGUGAUCGGAGCGAGAUCAUGCACCCAAGUGUUAAAGGUCUCAGAGGGCCAAUAUAACAAAGUAUUCCAGCUUACUAUGGAUGAUGGACGCGAGAUUAUUGCGAAACUUCCAAAUCCCAAUGCAGGCAGACCACACUUCACGACAGCUAGCGAGGUUGCAACUAUGGACUUUUUGAAAAAUGUUCUGAACCUCCCUGUUCCGAGAGUUUACGCCUGGAGUUCUCGGGCAUCAGAGAACCCUCUCGGAGCAGAGUAUAUCCUCAUGGAGAAGCAGGCUGGCGUGGUACUAACCGAUGUUUGGGACACCAUCAAAGGAAAACAGAAAGUCCAAAUUCUGGACCAGGUUGUUGAUAUUGAAAGGCGUCUGGCGGCUACAAAAUUUUCCAAGUUCGGAUCGUUAUACUAUAAAGAUGAUCUUCCUAAAAUUCGGAGCAAAAGGUUUGGCAUUGGACCGACUAACCACCGUUCUUUCUUUGACUUCGGGAGAGGCGACUUAGAUAUUGAACGAGGUCCAUGGCCAACAAUCACAGAAUAUAUGACUGCUAUUGCGCGGAGGGAAAUUGCAGCCGCAAAGUCAGGUCUCCGGUACCCCUUGAUGCCCGAAGGCCUGUUCUAUGGACCUCGACAAUACCAGCCUAGCCUCUCCAAAAAGCUCUCCUCGUUGGGAAACUAUCUUAAAAUGGCACCUCAUGUUCUCCCAGAGAACAAAGCCACUCAUGCCUCGGUCUUAUGGCAUGGCGAUCUCCAUUCGCAGAAUAUAUUUGUCGACCCGGAAGACCCAGCUCGUAUUGUGGGAAUCAUUGACUGGCAGUCCGUCAGUGCGUGUCCGCUUUUUAUGCAGGUUGGACGCCCAGCGUUUCUCGACUACAAUGGCCCGGUUCCUGAAGAGUUGGGGAAGGUCUCUUUACCACCCAAUUUUGACUCAAUGGAUCCAGAUGAACAGCGGAAGGCAAAGGCACUCCAUACAGCACAGACACUACAUAAUCUCUAUCUAGUUAGGUGUCUUCAGGUUAACAAAACGGUCUUCCAAGCGAUACAGGGCCAGAGUACCCUCCGACAUCAGGUUAGUGUGGUUCCGGGAUUAGUCUUGAUGGACUACGAGCCGCUCCUUAACAGCCUGUUGAGAGAUGUCGAGAAGCAAUGGGAAAAUGGCGGCUUUCCUGGAAUGCCCUUCCCAUUACAGUUCUCAGGCGAAGAAAUCCAGCAGCAGGAGCAGGAUAGUGAGCUAUGGGCCCAAGGCGUUGAGCUCAUGGAUGCAUUUGUUAGCGACACUGGCUGCUUUAAACAUUGGGAUGGUAGGGUUAGUGAUGUAGAUUAUGAAAAGUCUCGGAGAGAGCUCGAUGAAGGGGUGAAGCGGUUCUUGGAACGUGAAGCCAGAAAUGAUGAAGAAUAUCGGGAGUGGCUUAAAGCCCUACCGUUUGUCGAUUGA
Molecule: messenger RNA, 1581 nt
Organism: Penicilliopsis zonata CBS 506.65
Lineage: Eukaryota; Fungi; Ascomycota; Eurotiomycetes; Eurotiales; Aspergillaceae
Exons: 4
Coding region: 1-1581 (526 amino acids)
Cellular component (GO): mitochondrion
Source: RefSeq, a predicted model, not a curated record